AGGUCCCUUCUUAAAUGACCUCCAUAGUAAUACCUCCUUACAGCUUAAAUCAGGAGUGAUUUAAUAUGCGAUAAGUAAAGGCAGGAAAUCACUCGCAGGUUUGAGAAAAAAACGCUGUGAAUAGUAUAGGCAUACGGGCUCGCGAGUGACAUUGCUUGUUUGCGCGCAAUCUGUGACCUUUAUCACACGCACAGUUGUUGGAUAUUGCUGCAUCUAGGUUUAACAGCCGUCAAUGAUUCGGUGUCUGCUAAGAUGGUGCUGGCAGUUCGUUCGAGAGUGUUGGUGGAUAGGGCAGCCGACUAGUGAGCCUACAGCUGGGCCGGUUUGAUUCGAUUUGACCUAACGACGGAUAUGCAGGUGAUUGAGGAACAUGAAAUGGGGCCACCGGAUGUCGGAUGAAUUUUGUUUUUAGUGAAAAAGUGAAUAGCUUAGCAUAGGCUAUACAUGAGUUGUCGGCAUAUGUAUUUUUACUAGAGAAGAUCGCUGUCAGUGCGCGACAGUUGUAGAUAUCGCUACGCAACAGCAUUUUCCAGUGCCCGCGGCUCGCCUGCCAUUCAUUCUACUGCAAGCGAAGAACUGUAGUACCCCUGAACUGAACAAGUAUCCGCAAAAGGGGUGUUACACAAAGGCAUUCGAUCUCUGCAAAUUCUAAAUUUAACAAUCGCAAUGGGCAGAGACACAGAUAAUAAGGACAAGGUUCCGUUGAUCGAGCACCUGUCAACAAAUGGCCGGGGUAGCACUGGGCAUCCUGCAGGUGUAAAUCGCGCGCUCUACAAGUAUAUUCCGUUGACUAUCAUUGUCCUACAAACCACCGUAAUGGUUUUAUUGCUUCGCUAUUCAAAAACGCAAAAGCUAAACGAAGGCCAAGGAAGAUAUCUGUCAUCGACCGCAAUUGUUGUUAGCGAAGUGUUUAAAUUGACCGUGUGCUUCGCUGUGUUAUCGUACCGGGGCAGUGUAAACGAACAAGGCGUAAUUGGCAGGAGUAGUGGCGGUCUCAGCGGUCUAUUACGGACACUGCGUUGCGAAGUCUAUGGAAAACCUAUGGAAACUUGCAAACUGCUUGUACCUGCCGGUCUAUAUACGAUGCAAAAUAAUCUACUGUUCCUCGCUCUGAGUCGACUCGAUGCAGCAACGUAUCAGGUAACUUACCAGCUGAAGAUAUUGACAACGGCGCUGUUCAGUGUCCUGCUGCUCAAACGACGUCUCUCGUUGCAACAGUGGAUCUCAUUGAUUAUGCUUAUGUUUGGUGUGGCACUCGUCCAGUUGCCAGCGGACUAUAAAAUUGGCGAAGGUUCCAGUAAUGAGGUGGAUUCUAGCGGAAUGACGCUCAGUCGGCUAGUGGGCUUAGCAGCUGUCUUACUAGCGAGCCUGUCGUCUGGCUUUGCUGGGGCAUUCUACGAACGUCUACUCAAACGGUCUACACAGGAACUGUGGAUUCGCAACACCCAGCUAGCUCUGUUCGGGAUUCUUCUUGGGGCGGGAGCUGUUAUUAUCAUGGACCUAGAACGCGUUCUCGAAGGAGGAUUUUUGCAGGGUUACGAUGCUAUUACGUGGGCGGUGAUUUUGCUACAGGCGUUUGGCGGCCUGGCGGUAUCAUACGCAACGAAAUACGCCGAUUCGAUAUUGAAGGGCUUCGCUACUUCGAUUUCUAUCAUUUUGUCAACAAUAACAGCAUGGUGCAUUCUCAACGAUUUUGAGCCUUCUAUGAAUUUCUUUAUUGGAACGACAAUUGUUAUCGCAGCGACAGUUCUGUUCGCAAUGCCCGUGAAGAAAUGAGAAGACGAUGUGUCCUGACGUUUAACAGUCUCCCGUCCGACAUGACCAGUUGCUCAGUUGACAUCAAUGUCAAUACAGUGUUAACGGCUAACCUGGGCUGUUUUCGCCAGUGGAUAUGGUUUUGUGUGCCUCUACACAUUAUGCUAACCUAGUCGAGUUUCUGAUUGUUACAACAGGUUAAGUUAAAUCACGUUUGACAUAGUGGCUUACGUAGACACUAGCAUCUCCUUCCACAGUUGUACAUAUGCUAGCACGAAUAUAAGAAAGCGAGGUCGCUACACCCAUUAUUUCACUCUUCACUAGCCUCUCUUUAUGCAGUGUAAACGAAAAGGGAAGCAACGCCGACUGAUUGAUAGAUUAAGAUCUGGCUAAAUAAUCGUUUGUAUGUACAUACUGUACAUAGAAAAGGUGCGGCCUGUUUUGGGAGUGAUUGUCAUAACAAGCGAUUGGAUAAACCGACCGAUAACGGAACUAGUGACGUAUUUUUCAUAGGUAGCCGUCCAGUUUGAUAUAUUUAGAAAUAAAAUAUUUAAUAUCCAAUGUCCAGAUAUUUUAGCUAGCUGAGGUUUCUGAUGUGCCGUUGGCCUGUCGUAUCAGAAUGAUAGUGACUGAUGUUAAGAGCUCUGAAGAUGCAGAUGACUGUAAAAAUAACUUUUUAAUAAGGUUAUUUGCUUAGUUUGUGGUUAUUCCAAUCUAGAACAUAGUGCCAAGUUUAUAACUACUGAUCCUGAUUUCUUUCUUUUUAAUUCUAUUUUCCUAAUAUUCUAUAUUUUCUAGGAUAUUCGAAAAAUGGCUAUCUGGAAUACAUAAUGUUCCUGUUACAUAAUAUAGUGCACUCAUGAUGUGUGUUCUCACUUAUGUGUAUUGUACCGAUUAAGGUAAUAAAUAAAUACUAAACGUUAUUAUAAACAAUAAACAGACUAUUUCGAACAAUAUUUCAAAAUAUUUUGACCAAGACCCGGCAGCUAGAUAUGGCUAUAAACAAAAACAUUCGACUGAUGUUCUUCUUAUGAAUGUUCUAAUUAGGAGCUGUGGCAGUGGUCCAGGUGUAUAGAUAAAUAUAAAAAAUGAAUAUUUCAAGAGUUUAUUACAUCAGGAUCCAUACUUUAAUUAAAAGGUUGUAAAUUUAGUUACCAUUCGCGUGCACCCGUAGAAUAAGCUAAAUGUGUUUUGAAACGUGAGAUUCUUUACGGUUAAGUAGGCUUACGUCUGGCUUGAACGACCAAAAGACACUUAACUGUAAUCAGUUAGUUUUAGAUAAAUGAUCUGAAACGAAUGUAGAGGGCUAGAGAAAUUUUAUCAAAAGCAAAAUCUCCGACUUACUAUAAAUGACUAGACCUAACAUAAAUAUGAUUUAUUAUCAUGUUUGGUCUUCUUUAUGGACCUCAUCAUGUAAGAUCAUAUGGACGCAUAUCUAUAAUAUAUGUAAUCCCCAUGCCUUUGAUAUCUAUGCUAAAUGGGAUCGUAACCAUUUUGAAAUAUAACGUUUCCUCGAACUUCA
Molecule: messenger RNA, 3277 nt
Organism: Varroa destructor (honeybee mite)
Lineage: Eukaryota; Metazoa; Arthropoda; Arachnida; Mesostigmata; Varroidae
Product: UDP-N-acetylglucosamine transporter-like
Biological process (GO): pyrimidine nucleotide-sugar transmembrane transport
Cellular component (GO): Golgi membrane
Molecular function (GO): pyrimidine nucleotide-sugar transmembrane transporter activity
Source: RefSeq, a predicted model, not a curated record